Molecule: messenger RNA, 6023 nt
Organism: Dioscorea cayenensis subsp. rotundata (Guinea yam)
Lineage: Eukaryota; Viridiplantae; Streptophyta; Magnoliopsida; Dioscoreales; Dioscoreaceae
Source: RefSeq, a predicted model, not a curated record
UUCGAAUUUUUUCGAAUCCCUCGUUCGAAGACACUUCAUUCUCUUCUUCGUCUUCGCUUUCUCUCCCUCUCGAUCUCUCGAUGAGGAAAACCCUAAUCCUAACCCUAACCCUAACCAUUGUUUCAGGGUUUUGGCCUCCCUAGGGUUUGGAUUUGGGUGGAUUUACUCACUCUCGAUUUGGAAUUGGGGUCGAGAUGUCGACGAUGGAGCACCUAUUCAUGCAGGUAUUUGAUCGGAGGAGAUCAAUCCAGGCUCAGCUCCGCCAGCAAGCCGAAUCCUACUCGGAAUCUAUGGCUUCUAAUCUUCUUGCCCAUGGCUGCCGACCUCCUCCCUGGCUCCUCGCCUCUGGAUCGGAGUCUGCUGCUGGGUUCGACCCUAAAGAGAUGAACAGGGAACAGCUUAUUUCCGGUAUCUUAUUCCCACCUCCAAGGUUCACUACUCCCUCAGCGAACCACAAGUCUCUAUUUACUCUCCGGUCUCUAAGGGGUGACAAUAUCUUACAGUCAAGCAAUGCCUUUGCUGGGACAAGUGCGUUAGAUCAAUCAGUGCUCAAGAAUUGUCCCAAGGCCAGAGAACAAGGUUCUGAUGUUUUAGUUGAAUCACCAGCUGCAGAGGGCCAUGAUGGAGUAGACCCACUUGCCUGUAUCCAGCGGUCCAGAUCAAGGCAGAGAGACCUUGAGACUCGUUUGCACAAGAAACAGAAAACAUCAACACAUGAAGUUGCAACAAGUAGUAUGUGUGUAGAUAGAAUCAAUGGAAGAAUGACAAGGUCAAAGGCUGCUGCUUUGAAACCUGAUAAUGUCAAAACAGGAUUGGAACCUAAGAACUUGUUAGCUUCCAAUUUAGAUGGCUUUAUGGUCACUCGUUCAAGGGCUCGGAAACUCAAAUCUCCUGAUGAAUUAUUGAAACUGGAAGAAUCUUCAAUUCUCAUAGAGGAUGGUAUUCCUGUAGCAGUGGAUGCUCAAACAGAUGUCAGUUUAGCAUCAUCUAUCAUUGCAGAAAACAUUGAAAAUAAUGGUAUUAGUGCAGCCAUUAAAUCAUGUGCUAUUGAAUCUGAAGAAAGUGAGAAUGCUAUGAUGGUAGUUUCUCCUGCUCGUUUUGGUUUGGAAACUGGUGAUGUUGCAGGUUUGCGAAUGUCUGAUUUCAAAUCUAUUGUUGAACCAAAGCAACUCCACUUUGAUGUUGUUGUGGAGGAGUGUGGUCUUCCUGGUAUAUCUGCUAAAGGUUCGGAAAAGGUUACUGAGGGACUUGCUGAUGUGAUGGAUGUUUCCAAAUCUAAGGUCUUGCAAACAGCAGCUGUGGAAUUUCCUUUUCAAGAUCUUAGUGGAGGCGAUGAUCCUUUUGUGACCAAGAAGUUUCAGGGAGAUGAUGCGUUGUCUACUGGUGAAAUCAUGUGCACCAUGGAUAGGACCAUCUGGGUCACGGAUAAAAACCUAGAACUUGAGAGAGUUGAUUGCAAUGAUUCAGGAUGUGCUUCUCAUCCAUCUCCAGUGUCUGAAAGUUUGUCGCGUCGUUGUGGGUCAUCAUCUGAACCUAAGUGUGGAUCCUCUGAAAAUAAAUUACAACAUUUCCCUGUGGGAAACUGUGCAUUGAACUCCUUGAAGAAGUUGCAAGCUGACCCUAGUAAUUUGCAGGUUGCUUGUGGAAAAGGUUCAUUGGAAUGUAGGGUUCAGCAUAGGACAUGUAGGGAAAUUCAAGGUAACUCAUCAGGAAGUUCACUUUUGAAGACAGAUGUUCUGAAAUCAGCAGAAGGAAGAUUUAAUAUGCAAAAUUUUGAAGCACACAAUUCUUCACAGACCAGGUGGCUUCAUGAGGAUGAUCUACUGGAUAGUGAACAAAUCAACAACGGAAUGCCAGAAGGUGGACCCGCUGCAAAUAUUCAGUCGGGGGCCAAUAUUUCUGAAGUGAAUAACCUAGAACAAGCAUCCUGCCUCACAGGUCAGCUAGAUGGUCUACAAGUAGCAAGUGGUUGUCCACCGGAAUGUCUUGGACAAUUUGGUAGAAAAGAUCAUUGCAGUGGUAGCUCAAGUACCGAAACCUCUAAACUUUUGGAGACCAAUGGCUCGGCUGAAGCUAAUCAUUUUUAUUCAAAUGUAAUCAGCGGCACUACUUUGGAAAGGCAAGAUCUCACAAUGUCGGAGUCUGUUCCAAUUGUGGAAGUGAAGAAGAAUUGUGGAAGUUUGAACCCAAAAGAUGUUUUUCUAGCAAACAGUCAGCUUGUAGGAGCAGAUACUUUGGAUACCACGGAAGUCGUAAGCUGCUUCGAGGAAGCAAACUCUGCUUCACAUGGUGGUUUUGAAGGUUUUGAUUUGCAUGCAAGGGAGGAAUCAGAAUGCAACUCCCAGAACAAAAUUGAGAGCAGAAUGGCUUCUCAAGUACUUGACCUUCCAUCUUUGACGACAAUGGCCAGAGUUUGUGAAAAUAACUCAGCUUCUCCAUGCUCAUCUGGCAUUUGUCUGUCAAAAGGAGAUUGUCUGCCAAACGAACACAUGGAUUUGUCACACCAUGUGAUGCUUAUGUAUGAUGAUAGGAAAGAAAGGGCAAUGCCUAGUGCAGUGCAGACUGUUCGAGAGGAAUGUCUAGAUAGAAUCAUAAAUAGAAAAACAGGCAGCACUGUCCUGCAAUGCACAAGCUCCUCUCUCAGUGAUGCUUCUUUGUCCUAUGAAAGCACAUCAAGUUCUCAAAGAUGCGAAGGAAGUUGUGCUGCUGCCAUUGGUGAGGCCUGGGUCACGGAGCCUACAAUUACAGAAGCUAGUGGUAAAGCUCAGAAAGCUGUGUUCGAAGUUAAGCAAUUCUCAAGAAAUUCUAAUGUGUUAGAUGAAGGCAGAGGUUGUUUGGUAAAUAGUUCUAAAAGAGUAGGCAACUGUUCGGAAUCACAGGGAAUCAUCAGUGAUGCCAAUCCAAAGGAUUUUCAGGAGAAACAUGUUACUAGAGUGACCCCUGAUUGUGGUGAUGCUGCAUAUUUGCUGCCAGAAGUAUGCCCUUUAUCAACCAAUUCUGUCAGUGGUGAAGAUAAAUAUGAUUCUUGUAAAAGAAGCGUCAAACAAGACAGACUUACUCCAUGUGAAACAGGAAGUCAGAAUGCACCUCCACAAAAUCGCUACUCCUUAAGGAGCUUGACUAUUAAUCGUAAGAACUCUGCUUCUUGUGAGUCAAAUGGUAUCAAUGUUGCAAGCUCCAUGAAGCCAGCUUUUAGAGCCACAGAUGAUGCAUGUGAAAUCACAUGGCCGAAAAGGAGAAAGAUUGAUCAAUCAGAUGAUGUUUUUGCUACCUCUCAUAGGAUGAAGUCCAAGCUCCUUCCUGCUAAGGAAGGCAAUGAUCACAUUUUCAAGACAAUUGCUGAGAAUGGUUCUAUAGCUCCAAUGGAGUUUGAAACGCUCCAGCUGUCUAGUGAAGCUGUGGCUGAUACGCGUGGCGUGGCUUCACAAUGCAUUUCUGAAAAUUUACACAAGGACAAGGAAAAACGUUUGACAGAGGGUGUUGAUAGCUUAAAAGGGAGGGUUGAGGUUGAGAUCACAAAUACAUUUGCGCCUUCAGUUCAUUCUCUUGUUGAGUCAUUUGGGGAUUUUAGAGAUAGUGUGAAAGACGAGGUGAAAAACACGGAAUCUUUUUCACUUGAUCAAGAAAGCAAUCUUACUCCACUUGGCAGUCGAAAUAGUCAGUUACCUCAGAAUGCUUUGGAAAAAGCAAUUCUGAGGAAAUCUGUAAAUCUUGGGGAAUUUAAUGAUUUGAUGAGCACACAUGAUGGAAAGAAACUUUUGCAUGCACGUGAUUCAGUUAGGUUGUCAGCUUAUGGGGAUGAUAAGUUUGGUUGUGAUGAGACCAUGCCAGAGUUUGAGGGGUUCAGCAUUGCUUUUCCUUCUUUGACUGAAAAUGAGGUUGCUGUUAAUGAUUCUGAUUUUUCUGUUUUCACAGAAAAGCGGGCGUCACUACUUGAGCAAUUAUGUCUAUCUGGCAGUGUUGUUACACCUUUAUCCCGUCCUUUGACAAAGUAUAAGAUAAAUGAAAUUCCUAAUGUGUAUCAGUCAUUACCUUCUAGACUGCCAGAUCAUAUGAGGUUAAGUAAUUCUUUUGAACUUCAUAAUAUUGGUAUGACACAAAUCAGAGCUAGCAAGGAGGCAAGCAUCACUACGCUAUAUGGUAAUCUGGGGUCAGAGUUUGAUGCUUCGUUAUCAUGUAGGUCACUUUCUCAGAGUAUAGCUUCUUCAAGUACAAGAUUUGGUUCUGUGAUAAGGAAACCUCCUCUAACCCCACCUGUUGGAAAGAUGAGUCAGAGAGUUAUUUCAAGCAGGAGCUUCGCUAGCUCAGAGAAAGUUGGUUCAAACCCGGAGCUCAUUUGUUUUCGGAUUGAUGAGAAUUCUUGCAUGACUGAAGAAAAUGGGCAUCCACUUGGAUUAGAAGACACGUCUGACGAGAAAGCUGGCCCAGGGAAUGACUUUGUAUCAAAUAACAGGAAAGCACUUGGUGAUGUGACUUCAAGUUACCAGAAUGCACAAUCGUUGGUUUCCGGCUCCAAUAAAUUUCUGGAAAGAGGAAGCUUGGAUUCAGUUAAUACAGAAGUAUACUUUCAGGCCCAAAUUGAAGUGUGUCCUGGUAUGGAAAUCAAGCGUGCUGAUGAUGACAAAUCGAAGGCAGAUGAUAAAGAGAACUGUUUUCUUUCAGUGGGUAAAAAUGGGAUAAAGGAACCUGUUGAAUCUCUUUGUAGGGUGUCUAGUAAACCAGAUUUAUCUACAAAAGGGAAAGAAAGGAUCACAAGUCAUACUUCUUUAGAAAAAGGUGGCAAGUUCAGCAAUAUUGUAUCCAACAUAUCAUCCUUUAUCCCACUUGUCAGGCAAAAGCAACAAGCAGUUGCACCUGCUGCAGGGAAGAGAGAUGUUAAAGUUAAAGCACUAGAGGCUGCUGAAGCUGCAAAACGCCUGGAAGAAAAAAGGCAAAAUGAUCGUGCAAUGAGGAAAGCAGCAGCAAAGCUAGAGCGUGAAAGAUUAGAGCAGGAAAAUGCCAAACUGAUGGAGCUUCAACAAAAGCAAAAAGAAGAAACAAGGAAGAAGAAAGAAGCAGAAAUUGCAGCAAGAAAGAGGCAGAGAGAAGAUGAAGCAAGGAAAGAGAAGGAAAAGAAACGUAGAUGUAUGCAAGAAACAAAGAAGCCUCAAAGAUUGGGUGGAGAAAGAUUACAUGCAGGGAAGGAUGGAAAAAAACUGCGGCAGAAAGCUGCCGAUGACAAAGAGCUUAGGAAGAAAGAAUUGACUGAAGAUGGAAGGCAACAAAAGAAUUUUGACACACACAAGGAAGUUGCUGGGUGUAGGGAAGCUGCAGAAUUGGAACCCAGCAUCACUGAGGUUCUUGAUGUUGAUGACAGGCAUGGGAAUCAUUCCGAAGCUCAUGAUUCAGUUAAGGAGUCAAAUAAUGCAGUGAAGGUGCACAAUAAUUUAGAAAAUAUGCAAGCUGCAAUUCAGGAUAGGAUGUCUUUCACCAAAGUAAGUGGAGAUAUACUAUCAUAUGAGAUUUCUCCAUACAAAGACUCUGAUGAUGAGGAUGGUGAAGAAGAUACCAGACGCAAGAUGAAACGUGUUCCUUCAUGGGCAAGGAAAGAAUGUUUGAAGCAACUAUUGCUUUCUAAGCAACAUAUAGACCCAGUUGAAGUUUUCGCCCGAAAGAGUUCUUUCAAUUUAAGUGAAGUUCUUUCCCCUCGAGUUCUUAGACGGCCAUUAUCUCAGCUCCGGUAAAAUUAAUUGAACAGCAUUUAUCUUGGGGGCUUUAACUUGCUUAGAUGAAAAUUUAAUCGAUGAGAUACGAGUCAAACAAAGCUGAAACAAUGGUUACUUGAUUAUCGUCACAUAAUUGUAAACUUCACCUGGGUCGGGAUUACAUUCGGUCUAUGAAAAGCAAUGUUUGGCAACCAAAUAUGCGGCAUAUCAUGUUUUUAUCUAGUUUUUUUCACCGUUGUAUGAUUAACUGAAGCCUCAAUUUGCUUGUAAGAUUUUUUACUUUUUUGUGAUAUCAUAAAACAGGCUUUUGCAUGCCAA